CGCCAUCUUGUCCAGCGCCGUCCUGGGGCCGCCAUGUGGGUGAGGAGCAGUCACCGCCACGGCCACUGUCUAAACCCCUACGUCGCGGCGCGCCGCCCGCCCGCCGGCUCCCGAGCCUCAGCCGCCGGCGGCGAGUAGAGACUAGCGCGGCGGCGGCGCCGGCCGCGCCCAGUGUUUGCAGAGAGCGCAUCUCUCUGGCGUGGUUGUUAACAGACUGGAAAGUCUGUGUCUGUGUCGCUCACUAGUAACCGUGAGUUUUUACCGCCUCGUCACGGCGGGCGGCCGGCCGGGGUCCCGAGCCCCGCAGACCGGCCCGCAGCCCCGCCCCGCUCCUGACCAAACAUGACAGACUGUGAACACGCAGGGCGCGGCAGAGAAGAUGGUGAAUUAGAAGAUGGUGAAAUAGAUGAUGCGGGAUUCGAAGAAACACAAGAACAGGAAGCAAAAGAGGAUGAGAAGCAUAAAAGUGAGAAAGCCUACAGAAAAUCAAGAAAAAAACACAAGAAAGAAAGAGAAAAGAAAAAAUCCAAAAGGAGAAAACGUGAGAAACAUAAGCAUAAUUCUCCAUCCAGUGAUGACAGUUCAGACUAUAGCCUUGACUCAGAUGUUGAACAUACAGAAAGUUUCCACAAAAAAAGAACUGGUUUCUACAGGGAUUAUGACAUUCCAUUUCCUCAGCGUGGACAUAUAUCAGGAAGCUACCUGACAUCAAGGAAGAGUCAACAUAACAAACAGUAUAAAAACAGAGAAUAUGGUGAGUACAGCACCUACAGUGAUGACAACUUCGGUGCCUACAGUGAUGACAACUUCAGUACCUACAGUCAGGGGACAGAGGGAGAUUUUGCCAGUCAGCUGAAACAAUACAGACAAGCUAAAGAAACCUCUAGUACUGCUUUAGGAUCACCAUUUUCUAAAGAACCAGGGAAGAGACCAAGAAUGAAAGGAAUUCAGCAAGGUAUUGAACAGAGGGUUAAAAGUUUUAACAUUGGUCGUGGACGAGGUUUGCCGAAGAAAAUCAAACGCAGAGACCGUGGGGGAAGAGCCAGUAAAGGGUCCAAUGUGUUUUCAGGAACGGAUGACUUUCAAGAGUAUAAUAAACCAGGGAAAAAAUGGAAGGUUAUGACUCAGGAAUUUAUCAAUCAGCACACAGUGGAACACAAAGGAAAACAAAUCUGUAAAUACUUUCUGGAAGGGAGAUGUAUUAAGGGGGAUCAGUGUAAAUUUGACCACGAUGCAGAGUUGGAGAAGAGAAAAGAGAUCUGCAAAUUUUAUUUACAAGGAUACUGUACCAAAGGAGAGAACUGUAUUUACAUGCAUAAUGAAUUUCCAUGCAAGUUCUAUCAUAGUGGGGCAAAAUGUUACCAAGGAGACAACUGUAAAUUUUCACAUGAUGAUCUGACUAAAGAAACGAAGAAACUUUUGGACAAAGUGUUGAACACUGAAGAGGGACCCACAAAUGAGGAUGAAAGAGAGUUAGAAGAGCUUAGGAAACGCGGCAUAACUCCCCUUCCCAAACCACCUCCAGGAGUGGGGCUCCUGCCAACCCCACCAGAACACACCCCCUUCUCCGAUCCUGAAGAUGAUUUUCAGACAGAACUCUCAGAUGAUUUCAAGAAAAUUCCAUCUCUUUUUGAAAUAGUUGUAAAACCUACUGUGGAUUUAGCACAUAAGAUUGGGAAGAAGCCACCAGCAUUUUACAGCAGUGCCUCGCCACCAGGUCCACAAUUUCAGGAAAGCAGCCCGCAUCCUCAGCACAUCUAUAGUUCUGGGUCAAGUCCAGGUGCUGGAGCUAAUAAUAUGUCUCAGGGGCACAGCAGUCCUGUGACGCACCCAGGCUCCCCUGGACAUCACCCAUGUGCAGGAUCCAUGCCACAGAGCCCACCUGCUCCAUCUGCUCCACCUGGGGCUGUGGGUCCUCACAGUCACGCUGCGGUACUUGUUCCACUGGAAGCACCUUUGACAGCACCAAGUAUGAGUGGUGCCUACCACUGCCCGGGCUUUGCAGAGCAUGUGAUGAACAUGCCCAGAGAGAAUCACUGUUCUCCAGGCUCAUCACACCCACAGGGUCCUGGCGAAAUGCAGCUCAGCGCCAGUUAUGAGUCCCUACAGAACCCCGCCGAGUUUUAUGAUGAUUACUACUCACAACAUGCUGUACACAGUUUUCAGCUGCCCAGUAACUCUAGUGAUGGGAUGUGGCAUGGUGAGUUUGCCCAGCAUCAGCCUCCCAUUGGUCAAGACUCACCUAACCAUGGGUGUGGGUAUGAUGACAGCAGCAACAUGACAGGCCCCGGCCCCCUGCCUGCACCAGGGCUCCUCCCCGCAGUGCAGAGAGCUCUUUUUGUCCGACUUGCUCAGAAGUACCAAGAAGAUGAAGAACCAAGCAGCACCCAGUCUCAGAGGGCAACAAGCAAGGAAGAAGAUGAUACUGUUAACUGGUAUUCCAGUAGUGAAGAGGAAGAAGGAAGCAGUGUCAAGUCAAUCCUGAAAACACUGCAGAAACAGACAGAAACUUUAAGGAAUCAGCAGCCUUCCUUGGAACCCAGCACUCCUGCUGACCCGAGACUUGCUAAAGAGAAGAGUAAAGGGAGCCACGUCAUUGACCCUCGGCUUAGGACUGUCCCAAGGCACGAUAGUAGGAAGUCCGAGUCCACUGCCCAGGGUCUCAGACUUGCGUGGGACCCUAGGAGACUGAGAGGGGAUGGGAGUGGGCGUGUCGGCCCCUCGGCUGGCUCAGCAAAGUGCGGUUUACGUCACGCAGAUGCUGGCGCUGACGUCAAACACAGGAGAGGAGAUGAGGAGGAGGAGGACAUGGAAAGAGAGCUGAGAGAAAAGGCUUCCUUGAUACCUCUGGACUCUUCCCCGAAUGUCGUGCUCCAGGAUCCAAGGUCACAGCUGAGACAGUUCAGUCACAUUAAAAUGGACAUUAUCCUUACCAAGCCCAACUUCGCAAAACACAUCGUGUGGGCUCCAGAAGACUUGCUCCCAGUCCCCUUGCCUAAGCCUGACCCCGUGUCUUCGAUCAGUUUACCUCUGCCCCCCCUUAUAGCUGACCAGAGGCUCAGUAGGUUGUGGGAUGCGAAACGCGAUCUUCACCCAAGCGCAGUGCUCGUCGAUUCAAAAUUAGCAGCCAAAGCCAAAAUUAAUACAGCCAACAGAGAAAGCCACCCGGAACAGUUUGGGGACUCGCACAGUUCAAGUAAAUUAGGAGACCCUCGGCUGCAAAGAAAAUGUGAUCCCAGACUUCACAGGCUGCACAGCAUGGCAGGUCAGCAGGCAGUCAUGAAGCAGUCACACACAUCGCAGAGUGGCCCUCACUCAGCCUCACAGCCCUCAGGGGCAGGGAGCAGCAGCUCUGGGCCCGGGGCUGGGCCUCCAUGUGCCCCCAAACUGUCCUCUUCAGCUGGCCUUCCACUGGGGACUCCCUGUUCAGUUCUCAGUGGCACUGGUUUGUAUGACCCUCAGGAGCAGGCUGCAUCACCUACAUCAGAGCCAGCAACGGGGACUGCGGAGAACCAGAAGAUAGGAAGUAGUGACAGAAAUGAGCCUUCUCCUGGGGAGGCAGUCCUGCCACAGAAAAGCACUCCGGACAUGGAAAUCACUGUCGAGGGGCCAGCUGACCCACAGGCAGAUGCCCCCAGGAGCUCCUGUGCCAGUCAGGUCCCCGCAGUGCACAGUCUCCCCAUUCAGGCAUUAACAGGCUUAAUUAGACCCCAGUACAGUGACCCAAGGCAGUCACAGCAGCCAGGACAGCUGAGCCCCACCCCUGAUGAUGGCCCCAGUAGCGAAACGGAUGACAAGUCUCUGAGAGAGGUUUUUAAAACUUUUGAUCCAACUGCUUCACCAUUUUGCUAGCUAUAGUGUAAUUAGGCAGUUCUUUUUAGUCUUGUGACUAUUGCAGUCCUCUGCUGUUUUGUAACUGGUUUACCUCUAUAGUUUAUUUAUUUUUAAAUUAUAAACACUUUACAGCUGCUAGUAUCAGAACCACAUGAAGUUAUAUCCUCUAAAGCCUGUGGCAUUUUAUAUAAUAUUUUUAUAACUUUAAGAGACUGUAGUAAUUGACAUAGAAACUUAUAGAUCAUGUUAGCUUCAGUAAAAGUACUUCUAUUGUAAAUAAACCAUCAUGAACUCAACUCUGCCUGAAUAUCUGCAGUUGUCUUUCAUAAUCGAUGUUUGGAUAACCAAUUACCACUUUUAUAUGGUUGUUGUUUCGAGCAAUAUGUACCUUACUUUUGGGGAACAGUAUUUUGACUGGGAUCCUCUCUAUUUGUCAACACAUAAUUGAUUAAUAUGGAAUGCUAACUGCUAGCUAAAAUGUAAAAUGAAGUAAAGAAAGCAUUUUUUAAUAACAUUUAGCAGAGCAGUUCAUGUUUAAGGCACCACUUUUAUUAGUGUGGGCGAUAUUAUUUGUGUAAAUGAAGCAUUUGAAUGUCAUAUCUCUUAAAAGUAUUUUACUGUAUCAUAGAAGUUGGAGAUAUAUAGAUUGUUCUGCUAAAGUGAAAAGUUCCCAAGUCCUCUGACAUAACUUUUUAAAUUUAAUUUUUCAUAUUAAAUAGUUGUGAAUUACUGCUGUCACAUUGUGAUGUUUGUGUGUCGCGAUGUUUUUUUUGUCUUUAGCACCAUAAUUUAUAUUACUUUUCAAAUGAUGUAGCUGCAAUAAUUGUGUUCAUUAUGACCUUAGCAAUUUUUAACAAAAUUUUAAAAGAUCCGGUGAGAGUCUGUACCGAUUAUCGAAUUGAUAAUGUUUUAAAUGUCCAGGUUCCAUAUGUUUUCUUAAAUAGGAAGAAAACACAGAGAUGGAGUAUUCAGCUGUGUGCCUACCAAUAAAGAAACUCAGAUCCCACAUGACUGGCGUUCUAUGACAGGAAGGAUUUUGUGUCCUCAUAGUUUGGAAAUCUCCAAAAUUGGUUAGAAAUUGUAUUUUUAUGAAAAAUAAUGUAUAUUCAUUCUUUGUGUAUUUAUUGCAGUAUAAAAUAAUAGCAGCCCUGUUUGUUUUAUACAUUUAUUAUUUAUAACAGAAACUAAGUAUUACAGUGAUAUUCAUGUCUUGAACUGGAGCUUACGACACUGUUUUUGGUAACAAUCCCAGUUAACUGGAAAAGGAGCAUUUCAUCAUAAAAGAUAAUGAAAAUGCGGGUAAAAAGUUUUUGGAUGAAAACAGCUACCCUUGAGAAGUGAUGUUAGAAAUACAGAGCAAAGUGUUUCUGUGGGAACCCGACACUCAGAUGGCGUGUGGUUUAAGGUCAGUGCCACCCUUUCUGCUCACUUCUUUUACCGUCUUGCGCUGUGUUCGCAGGUCUAUGGGGCUGCAGUUAGGGGAAUGCCUCUGCCUACCGAAGUGUGCAGUGCUGGAGGGACCGUAAAUGCCUGUUAUUUCUACUUUGGUUAUAUUGUUACCUAAAAUGGCUCUGGAUAUCAUUUUGAGGUUACAAAUGCAGUAUAAAACCAUCAUAGAAAGUAUUUUCUGACUUGCUGUCCAAACAAACUUUAUUGUUCAUUGAAAAGUCAAUAAAAUGGAUAAAACUGA
Messenger RNA from Hipposideros armiger (great roundleaf bat), 5524 nucleotides. RefSeq names its product zinc finger CCCH-type containing 6 (gene ZC3H6). The transcript is spliced from 12 exons. Gene Ontology annotation, cellular component: nucleus. Gene Ontology annotation, biological process: negative regulation of DNA-templated transcription. NCBI's taxonomy places the organism in Eukaryota, Metazoa, Chordata, Mammalia, Chiroptera, Hipposideridae. Gene Ontology annotation, molecular function: metal ion binding; RNA binding. The record is from RefSeq and is a predicted model, not a curated record. The coding region runs from base 343 to 3852 and encodes 1169 amino acids.